Striga hermonthica is the source of this 771-nucleotide messenger RNA. The record is from the annotation of a GenBank genome assembly. NCBI's taxonomy places the organism in Eukaryota, Viridiplantae, Streptophyta, Magnoliopsida, Lamiales, Orobanchaceae.
AUGUGGCGGCGCGUGGGUUCUCUUUCUUCGCUGGUUGCGUUCUCCAAAUCGCGCCACCGUAAUCAAGUGCAGGCAGCCUGUGGAUUUAACGCUUUUCAAAUGUUCAGCACUCAAGUUCUGGAUCAGGCGGAAAGCGGAAUUUCUGAUAGAAGAAGGAUCCCAUUUGUGACUUUUGUCUUGGGGGGUCCUGGGAGCGGAAAAGGAACUCAAUGUCUGCGGAUUGUUGAUACUUUUGGGUUUACCCAUUUAAGUGCUGGAGACCUGUUGAGAAAAGAAAUUUCUUCUAACAGUGAAAAUGGUUCCAUGAUUCUCAAUACAAUCAAAGAAGGGAAAAUUGUUCCAUCGGAAGUGACUGUUCAACUAAUUCAGAAGGCCAUGGAAGCCAGCGAUAAUGAUAGAUUUCUUAUUGAUGGUUUCCCAAGAACGGAAGAGAAUCGUAUAGCAUAUGAACGAGUUAUUGGUGCUGAACCAGACAUUGUGCUCUUUUUCGAUUGUCCUGAAGAAGAAAUGGUGAAACGAGUAUUAAACCGUAAUCAGGGACGAAUUGAUGAUAAUAUAGAUACAGUCAAGGAAAGGCUGAAGGUCUUCGCGGAACUAAACCUUCCAGUCAUCAAGCACUACUCCAAGAUAGGAAAGCUUUGCAAAAUUGACGGUACUGGAUCAGAAGAUGAAAUUUUUGAGAGGGUUCGCCCAGUUUUUGAUGCACCGAGCCUCUUUUUCCCUAAAAAAAUGGUUGAAAAUACAGAAACCGGAAAUCUGGUGACAAAGUGA